This is a messenger RNA of Aedes albopictus (Asian tiger mosquito), 3361 nucleotides long. Its product is annotated as proteoglycan Cow. Lineage: Eukaryota; Metazoa; Arthropoda; Insecta; Diptera; Culicidae. The transcript has 11 exons. Gene Ontology annotation, molecular function: collagen binding; calcium ion binding; protein binding. Gene Ontology annotation, biological process: anatomical structure development. Bases 745 to 2778 code for a protein of 677 amino acids. The record is from RefSeq and is a predicted model, not a curated record.
AUUUCACCCACCUUCCAUCCUCCCACACGCGUGACCAAGAAUGAGCAAUGUUUUCCUCAUUGUGCGCAUGUCCUCGCUCCAUACUCGUCCUUUUUCGGACUGCAAGACGACAUCCGAAACUGACCCGAGGGAAAAUACCCAAAGCCUGGCUGUUGUACACCGAACGCUCCUCGGACCAAUUGAUUUCGGGCGUUUCGAGGUGUCGGAAGUGUGUCGUCCUUCUUUGACCGCGAUUGUGGUUCUGUCCUCUAGUGUUCAUUGUGCCGUGCCGUUGGAGGCUAAUUCCCCUUCUACUUGUGGAGGUGUUCGUGCGUCGGUGUGCGUUUGUAUGGUCGUCUGUUGGAAUUUUCGGCCAUUUCAAUUCGCCGUGCCGUGCCGGGGCUAAGAAAGGGAGUGUUGGGUGAGGAAAUUUGUGGAUAAUUGGCGUCGAGAAAGCUCGAUUUGCUGGAUUCUCGGAACUUGGAACGGUUCCUGGAGGAUCUUCGUGGAAAACGCGACAGUGUUAUUCGGGUGUAGAGAGAUACGUGGGAAGCUUUGUGGAAUACGAUUUUCGUGGGAAAUUCUGUGGAAGCAGGUGAAGUGUCAAUCAGUGUCCACCAGUGGCUGGGUUGAUUGAAUCCUUCUUGUGUAGUGUUCUAUAUCAGUGCAAGGUGAAGAAAACAGUUAGCAUUCGUACGGAUCUAUAAAGUUGGAGAAAGGAAGAGUUGACUGCCACCAACACCACUAAAGGACGUUUGUGCCAAGAUGAACAAACUGGGCCUUACGGUGAAGGUACUGCUGGUGCUGGCCCUUGUCGGCACGUUCGUAGCAGAUGCCAAGAAGAAGUCGAACAAGUACGGUGAUGGCGAUUUCGAGUUUGUUGAUGAGGACGAUAAAAGCAAUCAGCAACAGUUGCAGGACUCGAUCCAGAAACAGCAACAACUACAGCAGCAACAACAGCAACAGCAGCAAAUUCCCGAGAAGAAGAAAUGGAUCCACGACCCUUCGAGUGAUCUUUGCAAACCGCUAAAUUGCAAAAAGAAAGAAUUGUGCUUGCUGGAAGAUGCAUACACAGCCGUUUGUGUUUCCAAGAAGGAACUUCACAAAAACAAAUUUAUCAAUAGCUACAACACACUUUCUAACAGAGACGAGAUUAUCACCAAGAGCAAAUACCUAGAAGAAGAGGAAGCCAAGCGGAAAAUCGAAGCGGAAGCAGCCGAAUCUGGCCUUAUUAAUGGAGCCAGUAACGUUGGUCCCAGCAGUGGCAGCAGUUCCAGCAACAGUGGCAAUCUCGAUUCCAGUUCCAGUGAUGGUAACAUUGGUGGAAGUGGCAUAGGCAGCGGCAUCAGCAGCAGCAGCAACAGCAACUCCAACAGUGGUAGCUCCAGCAGCAAUAGCGAAGGAGAUGAUUUGCUACAACGUGAUCAGGAAGAUCCGGACGACGAAAGUUCCGCCCAAGACGACGACGUUUUCUAUGACAGCGAUGGCGGCGAGAAGGAGGAAGAAAACUGCAAACCCUGCCCGGUGGUGAAGCCGACGUUCCUCUGCGGAAGCGAUAACCGAACUUACUCGUCCCUGUGCCGGAUGGAAUACCACAAUUGCAUCCACGGCAGCUUUGUCAAGGUCAACUGCAAGGGAUUCUGCCCGUGCAAAGAUGCCAACAGCCUGGCGUCGGAUUUGAAGAAGCAACAGCGGAUGGCCGACCGGAUGAACGCAUUCAAUGCCAAGUACCAGCGAACGAUCGAAAGCAACGACAUCAAUGCCGCCAACGGAGGUGGCAUGGACGGAAGCAUUGGUGGCUCCUCCUCGUUGUCAUCGAGUGGCACCGGUAGCACCAGCGGAAAGCUCAAAGAGGAGAAGAACCGUCAUUUCAAUCACAUUAACUCACAGUACACGUUCACCCCGGAGGACAUUAAGUACGACAACAAGCACUACAAGUACAUAAAGUACACCUCGUACAAGACCAAGCCACGCCAACAACUGCAGCAGCAGCAGCAACAGCAGCCACAGUAUGACUCGUUUGGGCUGUCGCCAUCGCAGGGAGGCUCUUCGUCCUCGUCCCGGGCUAAUGAAGACAAGCACAAAAUUCGUGGCUACAACGAAGUCCUCGAUAAACCAGUUAGCAAAUCACCAAAGUUGUCCAACAAUGCUGCACGCUACCCGAUGAAAUCUAUCGAGUGCAAACCGCAGCAGCUGACCGCCAUCGGUAACCGACUGCUCGAUUGGUUCUCGGUCAUCAUGGCCGACAGCAAGAAGCGCCGCCAGCACCAGCAGCAGAAGAACAAGGUCCACUUCCCGGCCGCGUGCAAACUGGAGGCCCGCUGGAUGUUCGGCCACCUGGAUCUGAACAACGACGGCGAGCUUUCGUCGCAGGAGCUGUACGACUUGGAACACGACCAGAACGAGCGCUGCAUCAAACCGUUCAUCGACACGUGCGACCUGGACCAGGACAAUACGAUCGAUCCGCGAGAAUGGUGCCGCUGCUUCGAGAAGACCGACCGGCCGUGUGCCGCCGUCCGAAGGCGUCUGGGAACUGAUUUGAAUGGAUCAGGAUAUGCACCGGAUUGCGACAGUCAAGGAUUCUAUAAGCCGACUCAGUGCCACCAGGCUGUUGGGGUGUGCUGGUGCGUGGAUGAGCAUGGUGUUGAGUUCGCUAACACGCGUACUCGCGGAAAGCCCAAUUGCGACGAGAUAAUCAACAACGCGAACACGCUCAACACCGACGACGAGGACGCCGAGGAUUCCGAAGAUGACGAUGACAGCCAGGAAGGCAGCGCCGAUCGACUGUUGGUUUUCUAAGGCGAACAAAGCCAGCCAGCCGCCAGCCACAGCAGCAGCAUUUCCCUUCUGCCGAAAAACCGAAACAGAAGAAAAAGUUUUAAGUUCCAUCAUCCUUCCUCCCGUGGGGGGCUUCCGGCUUUUCAUUUUCUUUUUGGAUCAGACAGUUCUCGGUAUACAAGGAGUUUGCCUUUUUUCUUGGUUGGUUUGGAAUAACCGUUGAUUUUGGUGGAUGCUGUUUUGUCAUAAUUGAACGCUGCAGCAAUUUCAUCGUUUGUUCAAAACUUGUUGAUUGAUAUGUUUUUGUACGGAAAACUUUUUCGGGCCCUACAUUCCCAUAUACUGUUUUGUUCCUCCGAAAUGAAUGAGAUUUAUCUUUUUUUUUCUCUUGUGAUUUCCGUAUGGAAGCGGAUCUGAAGCGUGAACACUCGAAAAUUAGAAAAGCAAACACUAAAACAUCCCCGUCCUUUAUUAGCGUCGUGAGUCUUAACUGUUAUUAAGUUUGAACUUUUGGAUAAAACUGAUUGUGGAACACUUAAUUAUUAGACGAAAAGUUAUCUAAGGAAAAUUGUCGUCCGUAUGGUUGGAGGAAGAAUUCGGAUUA